AUGAAUAACAAUAGAGGAAGAUUUCCGCCGGGAAUUGGAGCGGCGGCGGCUCCGGAUCCCAAUUUUCAGUCACGGAAUCCGAAUCAGCCUCAACAGUAUCUUCAGUCACGAGCUCCGUUUCCGCAGCAACCUCAACAGUACGUUCAGUCUCGGACUCUGAAUCCACCGCAGCCUGAAGCUUCACAGUACGUUCAACGAGGUUACCCACAAAACCCUCAACAGAUUCAACAACAACAACAAUGGUCUAGAAGCGCUCAGCUUCCUGGUAAUCCGAGUUAUGUAGAUGAAGUUGAGAAGACUGUUCAAUCUGAAGCUAACAAUGAUUCUAAUAAUCAAGACUGGAAGGCAACGUUAAAGCUACCACCUCGAGAUGAUCGUUACCAGACAGAGGAUGUGACUGCGACGAAAGGAAAUGAAUUUGAAGAUUACUUUUUGAAGAGAGAUUUGUUAAGGGGAAUAUAUGAGAAAGGUUUUGAGAAGCCAUCUCCUAUUCAGGAAGAAAGCAUUCCUAUUGCUUUGACUGGUAGUGAUAUUCUUGCUAGAGCUAAAAAUGGUACAGGGAAGACCGGUGCCUUCUGCAUUCCAACCCUCGAGAAAAUUGAUCCAGAGAAAAAUGUUAUUCAAGCCGUAAUUCUAGUCCCGACUCGAGAGCUGGCCCUUCAGACAUCACAGGUUUGCAAGGAGCUUUCCAAAUAUUUGAAAAUUGAGGUCAUGGUCACCACUGGCGGUACCAGUCUGAGAGAUGAUAUAAUGCGAUUAUAUCAACCUGUUCACUUGCUGGUUGGAACUCCUGGAAGAAUAUUAGAUCUUACCAAAAAGGGUGUGUGUGUUUUGAAAGAUUGUGCAAUGCUUGUAAUGGAUGAGGCCGACAAGCUUUUGUCUGCAGAAUUUCAACCUUCUAUAGAGGAGUUGAUACAGUUCUUGCCGCAAAACCGUCAGAUUUUGAUGUUCUCAGCUACAUUUCCUGUCACCGUGAAGUCUUUUAAAGAUCGAUAUCUCAGGAAGCCUUACAUUAUCAAUCUCAUGGAUCAGCUCACACUUAUGGGUGUUACCCAAUAUUAUGCCUUUGUUGAAGAGAGACAGAAGGUGCACUGCCUUAACACGCUUUUCUCUAAGUUGCAAAUAAACCAAUCCAUUAUCUUUUGCAACUCUGUCAAUCGUGUGGAGCUGUUGGCCAAGAAAAUCACAGAACUUGGUUACUCAUGCUUCUAUAUCCAUGCAAAGAUGGUUCAAGACCAUAGGAACAGGGUUUUCCAUGAUUUCCGCAAUGGUGCAUGCAGAAAUCUUGUUUGCACUGAUUUGUUUACACGUGGGAUUGACAUUCAAGCUGUGAAUGUUGUCAUUAAUUUUGAUUUCCCCAGGACGUCUGAGUCGUAUCUACACAGGGUAGGCAGAUCAGGAAGAUAUGGACACCUUGGGUUGGCUGUGAAUUUGGUAACUUACGAGGACCGCUUCAAAAUGUAUCAGACCGAGCAAGAACUUGGAACAGAAAUCAAGCCAAUUCCUUCACUUAUCGAUAAGGCAAUCUACUGUCAGUAA
Messenger RNA from Arabis nemorensis, 1539 nucleotides. The record is from the annotation of a GenBank genome assembly. NCBI's taxonomy places the organism in Eukaryota, Viridiplantae, Streptophyta, Magnoliopsida, Brassicales, Brassicaceae.